Molecule: messenger RNA, 1542 nt
Organism: Lindgomyces ingoldianus
Lineage: Eukaryota; Fungi; Ascomycota; Dothideomycetes; Pleosporales; Lindgomycetaceae
Product: ribonuclease H-like protein
Exons: 1
Coding region: 250-1542 (430 amino acids)
Cellular component (GO): mitochondrion
Molecular function (GO): flap-structured DNA binding; Y-form DNA binding; crossed form four-way junction DNA binding
Source: RefSeq, a predicted model, not a curated record
UGCCAGCCUAUCCUCCGAAAGGGAAGGACUAGCCUUUUCUAGACUUUCUUAUACCUUGAAAUGAAUUCUUUGCCCGUCCUAAGCUCUCUCUCUCAAUACGCUAGAUUUCUUACAAUUCUCCUCACGAUGAUGAGGUGGGAAACGCCACUCGAAUUUUCGCCAUGAUCAAGACUAUCGCCUCUUUUCCCAUACCUACGCUUUUCGACUUCUAAGAUUCUUACAUAAACUCCAUUGGUCUCGGAGUUCAAAAUGAUACCAAAGUCCGCAACUCUCAAUGUCAAAGCUCUGCAAUUCCUUCUCACCCAAAUUGGCUCCGCAACUACUGGGCGAAAGGACGUUUUGCUCUCUCGCCUGGAACAAAAUCUCAAGAGUUCUCGCUUCCCAUCAGCCUUCAAAGCUAGGGAGAGUACCAGAAUUCUAAGCAUUGACAUGGGUAUUAAAAAUCUCGCCUUCUGCGUUGCUGAUGUUAAGGCAAAGAUACCUGGUUCAAAGGCUGCUGAAGCGCAGAAUGUGUUUGGCAUGGAUAUGAGCAUAAUUGAGUGGCGGAGGCUCGAUGUUGCGGAAGAGGUAGCACGAUCGCAAUAUCGUGCCGUCUCUGAGACGGGUGCAGGGUUUGCGGGGGAAAAUGUAGAGGCGGCAGAUCCGUAUACCCCAGCAGCUUUAUCGCACACAGCCUACAAGCUUUUAAAGAAUACCCUUCUACCCUACAAUCCUGAUCUUCUCCUGAUUGAACGCCAACGAUGGCGCUCUGGUGGAGGGAGUGCGGUUCAGCAAUGGACUGUGAGAGUGAACACACUUGAGGGAAUGCUGUGGGCUAUUCUAACAGCUCUUCGAGAAGAAACACCAAGCCAAAGCUCAAAGACGAAAGAUGGCAACACUAUUCGGGGGGAAUAUGGAAUCUUCGGAGUAGAUCCAAAACGCGUCGGCAACUUCUGGGUCGGCAAGGACGUGAGAUCAAAUAUUCCCGAGAAGAGCAAAGAAACCGAACACGAACUGUUGCUUGGUCCAGACGGCGAAGUAGAAGACUUCCUCGGGGACCCAAAGAAAGCAGCUAAAACACCGGGUUUAAGUCGAGGCAAGGCGGAAAAGAAGGCAAGAAUCGAGCUCGUUAGGUCGUGGCUUACGUCCAACACAUCGAUGUCUACCACAUUAGGAGUUCAGAAUCCCAGUGCUUCACUCGAGUGCAGGCCCUUGAUAAGCUUUUCUUUCUCCCAGGACGCUGACUUGACGAGGCAAUUGCUUUGUGCCACAUCUUAUGCCAAGGAGAGGAAGAAGCGUUCUGUGGACGAUGUGUCGAAGUCGAAGAAACUAGAUGAUAUUACAGAUUGCUUCCUGCAAGCUGCAGCAUGGGUUGCUUGGGAGGAGAAUAGAAUCAUGAUUGCGCAGAGCUGGGACAGUAAGGAAGGUCCGCUGCCUACUCCAUCCAAAACGAAAGAGAAGGAAGGUGUUAAAAGCAAGCAUGCAAUGGCCAGGGCUAUUGGAAAAGUGAAAGGGGUAGAGAAGGCCACAGAAAAGGGAUCUCGGACAAACUCAACAAAGUGA